Fundulus heteroclitus (mummichog) is the source of this 1389-nucleotide messenger RNA. RefSeq lists its product as uncharacterized. The coding region runs from base 19 to 1389 and encodes 456 amino acids. The transcript has 8 exons. The record is from RefSeq and is a predicted model, not a curated record. Lineage: Eukaryota; Metazoa; Chordata; Actinopteri; Cyprinodontiformes; Fundulidae.
GCUGGCGCCCUCUCCAAGAUGGCGGCCCCAGAUCCCGUCGGCGCCCACAGGCGGCAUCGAUGGAAGCGGUGUGCGCUCUUUAUAAUGGCCCGUGCUACUUCCGGUUUGGAGGAUUCCCAGCGCGGAAGCCGCUCUCCCGAUUCCAAGAUGAAGCCCAGCGUGUCCAGGAGGCGUCCUCUGCGUGAAAUAAUCACGGAGAAGCUGAGCACGGUCGCCUCGGAGAUCCUGGCCGCCGUGGAAAGGACGCUGACCGAGUACGAAGCGGAGGCCACCGUGCUGCGGCUGGAGCUGGAGCAGAUAAGGCGGCCGGAGCAGUUCCAGCCUCGGGUUAAGGAGGAGCCAACAGACGAUGAGCUGCUCAUUUCUCGCUGUGAAGUCCGUGGAGGUCAAAGAUUCCAGCAACAGGUCCAGCAGACACAAGAAACAAAGAACCAGAGCCAGGAGGGCCUCUCCUUCACUCGGGGACUAAAUAAGGAUCAAGAAGUUGACAAAGAAGGUCCUGAAAUUACCUCAAGGUUGGUUCCCUUACCGGAUCUGACUGACCAUAUAAAUGUGGAAUUCUCCCACAUCGGGAGUCUAGAAAACUAUGUGGACCUUAACAUCUGCAUCCUGAAGGACUGGACUAUUGAGGUGGUUACUGACCAAGUCGAGGAGGAGUACCCGGUUCAUGAGCUGCCAUGCCGUUCAGGCCAGCAGGAAGCAGACUUCCUGGACCUGCUGAGGUCCACCUUCCCUCAGCUGGCUCCUAACACACCGUUUGAGUCUUUUAUAACCGACAACAGCAGGAGGCUGCAGCCUUUGAAGGUGGAGUCCCUCACACCCGAGCAGAUCUGUGUGGCAGCUGGGAACUCCGCCCUUUACCUCCGACUGAAGUGUCCAAGCGAGCACGGAGCAGGAAGUGAGCAGCAGCUUAAUGAGCUUAGCGAUGACAACUUUAACGAAGACGACAACUGUGAUGAACGCCCUCCAUUCAUCCAACUUCAAACCCCACCCGACGCCAACUCCAGAAAUGAGCCUCCUGAUGAGAAUAAGACCAGGAAUGAAGAAAUCCCAUUGAGGAUCCGGGUUCUGGGUGAUCCUCGGAUCACUUGCCUGUCAAAACCAGUGCUGAAGAGGUACAGGCUUAAAACGCUGAAGUGUCCUUGUGACAUGGAGGAAGCAGACUUCAUGAAGCUGCUGAGGUCCACCUUCCCUGUGCUGGCUGGCGACAGGCCGUUUGAGUUUUUAAUGAGCAACCUCUCUAAAAAACUUUUUCCUCUCAAUCUGGAGUCCUACACCCCAGAUCACAUCUACAAGGCUCUUGGGUUGUCUGGCCUCUACAUUCGACUGAAGGUACACCUCCACCUCAGAGUUCAGCAAGCGUUGGCCACAACAGAUGUCGUUGUCUGA